Messenger RNA from Anguilla anguilla (European eel), 1128 nucleotides. RefSeq names its product NLR family CARD domain-containing protein 3-like. Lineage: Eukaryota; Metazoa; Chordata; Actinopteri; Anguilliformes; Anguillidae. The record is from RefSeq and is a predicted model, not a curated record. The annotation marks the transcript as partial. The transcript has a single exon.
AAAGAGUCCCAGCAGAAACUGAAAACUCAUCUGAAGCAGAAGUUUGAGUGCAUAUUUGAAGGUUUACCAAAGCAGGGCCAACAAAUCUUCCUAAAUGAGAUCUAUACAGAGCUUUACAUCACAGAGGGUGGAAGUGGUGGGGUCAAUAAUGAACACGAGGUCAGACAGAUUGAGACAGAAUCCAAGGAACAAAUCACACAGGAGACUACAAUCAUCUGCAAUGACAUCUUUAAGCCUUUACCUGGACAAAAGAAACCCAUCAGAACUGUGCUUACAAAGGGCAUCGCUGGCAUUGGGAAAACUGUCUCUGUGCAGAAGUUCAUUCUGGACUGGGCAGAAGGAAAAGCCAAUCAGGAUGUUGAUUUCAUCUUCACUCUUCCUUUCCGAGAUCUGAAUUUGAAGAAGAAAGAAGCAUUCAGUCUAAUGCAACUUCUGCAGCACUACUUUCCACAGCUGAAAGAGAUCAAAAGUGUUGAUGGUGAUGAAGUCAAAGUUUUAUUUAUCUUUGAUGGUCUGGAUGAGUGUCGACUUCCUCUAAAUUUCCAAAGCAAUGAGGACUGCUGUGACGUAACAAAGUCAUCAUCAGUGGAUGUGCUGCUGACCAACCUCAUUAAGAGGAAUUUGCUUCCCUCUGCUCUCCUCUGGAUCACCUCCCGACCAGCAGCAGCCAAUCAGAUUCCUCCUGAGUGUGUCCACCAGGUGACAGAGGUACGAGGUUUCAAUGACCCACAGAAGGUGGAGUACUUCAGGAAGAGAAUCAAUGAUGAGAACCAGGCCAGCAGAAUUAUCUCACACAUAAAGUCAUCCAGGAGUCUCUACAUCAUGUGUCACAUACCAGUCUUCUGCUGGAUUUCUGCUGCUGUUCUGGAGACAAUGUUGAGUAAAGCAGAGAAUGGAGAUCUGCCCAAAACUCUGACUGAAAUGUACACACAAUUCCUGCUAAUUCAGACAAAUGUGAAGAAUCAGAAGUAUCAUAGGUACCAAUGUAAGAUAAGCUCAAAGAAGAUGUCAGCAUCAGAUACAUGAAAUCAUCCUGAAACUGGGGAGGCUGGCUUUUCUACAGCUGGAAAAGGGCAAUCUGAUAUUCUAUAAACAGGACCUGAGAGAGAGUGGCAUUGAUGUUAGUGA